Molecule: messenger RNA, 1774 nt
Organism: Solanum verrucosum
Lineage: Eukaryota; Viridiplantae; Streptophyta; Magnoliopsida; Solanales; Solanaceae
Product: 3-phosphoinositide-dependent protein kinase 2-like
Exons: 12
Coding region: 263-1717 (484 amino acids)
Biological process (GO): peptidyl-serine phosphorylation; intracellular signal transduction
Molecular function (GO): ATP binding; protein serine/threonine kinase activity
Source: RefSeq, a predicted model, not a curated record
UUUUGAGGUUAAUUUGAUGAAACAAGAAAAUGAAUCAUCUCAGAAAUUGAUUGGUAAUGAAAUGAGAAGGGACUGAAUAUUUUUGCAGGGAUUGAAACCCCCGAUUUUCUUGGGGGAGAAAGAAGGAAAGUAGUGAUAGCAUUCCAUAUAUAAAACAAAUUUAAAAAUAUAUGCAUAAAAUUUGAUAAAAGUGGUGGUGGUGAGAGAAGGAAUUUUAAUGUGAAAUGUUGGCAUUGGUGGAGGGAAAGAGGAGGAGCAGCUGAUGAUGGAGCAAGAAUUAGAUUCAAAGCUUAGGAUAGAGAACACUUUACCAAAUCCUCAAAGAUCUAAGAGCUUUGCAUUCAGAGCACCUCAGGAAAAUUUCACAAUCCAAGAUUUUGAAUUGGGAAAGAUCUAUGGAGUUGGUUCUUAUUCAAAGGUUGUCAGAGCAAAAAAGAAAGACACGGGGAAUGUUUAUGCCUUGAAGAUCAUGGACAAAAAGUUCAUCACUAAAGAAAAUAAGACUGCCUAUGUGAAAUUAGAAAGAAUUGUACUUGAUCAGCUGGAUCAUCCUGGUAUUGUGCGACUAUUUUUCACCUUCCAAGACACUUUUUCACUAUACAUGGCACUAGAGUCCUGUGAAGGUGGCGAGCUUUUUGAUCAAAUUACCAGGAAAGGUCGUUUGUCUGAGGAUGAAGCACGUUUUUAUGCAGCUGAAGUGGCAGAUUCUCUUGAAUAUAUACACAGUAUGGGAUUGAUUCAUCGAGAUAUUAAGCCAGAGAACCUGCUACUCACUUCAGAUGGACGUAUUAAAAUCGCGGACUUUGGCAGUGUAAAACCCAUGCAGGAUAGCAGAAUAACAGUACUUCCAAAUGCAGCAUCAGAUGACAAGGCAUGCACUUUUGUGGGGACAGCUGCAUAUGUCCCUCCUGAAGUUUUAAAUUCUUCUCCUGCAACUUUUGGAAAUGAUCUCUGGGCACUUGGCUGCACCUUAUAUCAAAUGCUUUCAGGAUUUUCUCCUUUUAAAGAUACCAGUGAAUGGCUCAUUUUUCAAAGAAUCAUUGCCAGAGAUAUCAGGUUCCCAAAUCAUUUUUCAAAUGAAGCCAGAGAUCUCAUUGAUCAGUUGCUCGAUAUUGAUCCUAGCCGAAGACCAGGUGCUGGACCUGAUGGUUAUGCUUCACUGAAAAACCAUCCUUUCUUUAGCGGGGUUGAUUGGGAUAAUUUAAGGUUACAAACUCCUCCACGGCUUGCUGCAGAGCCAAAAGGGCACUCUACUCGUAGCAGUGGUGAAGAUCAAGAUCCUUCAUGGAAUCCCUCACAUAUUGGGGAUGGUUCAGCUAGAACUAAUGAUGGAAAUGGUGGUACAACAUCCUCUUCUGAAGUUGGUAGCGUUACCAGGCUUGCUUCAAUCGACUCAUUUGAUUCAAAAUGGAAGCAGUUUUUGGAGCCUGGUGAAUCUGUUCUUAUGAUUUCCAAUGUGAAAAAGAUACAGAAGCUUACAAGCAAGAAAGUUCAGCUUAUCCUGACAAAUAAGCCAAAGUUGAUCUACGUAGACCCCUCAAAGUUGGUGGUCAAAGGGAAUAUUAUAUGGUCGGACAAUUCUAACGAUCUUAAUAUUCAAGUCAUAAGCCCUUCACAGUUCAAGGUUUGCACACCAAAGAAAGUUAUGUCUUUCGAGGAUGCUAAACAACGAGCAAUGCAGUGGAAAAAGGCAAUUGAAACUCUCCAGAACCGGUGAUAUCUAUUUAUCUGCAUUUCGACCAUACCUCUUUUAAAAUGAAAUGAAAUUGUAGAG